Messenger RNA from Nasonia vitripennis (jewel wasp), 5351 nucleotides. Its product is annotated as CTL-like protein 2. Gene Ontology annotation, biological process: transmembrane transport. Bases 3167 to 4714 code for a protein of 515 amino acids. Gene Ontology annotation, molecular function: transmembrane transporter activity. The record is from RefSeq and is a predicted model, not a curated record. NCBI's taxonomy places the organism in Eukaryota, Metazoa, Arthropoda, Insecta, Hymenoptera, Pteromalidae. Gene Ontology annotation, cellular component: membrane. The transcript is spliced from 7 exons.
AGUCAGCCGCGAGGAUCCGAGCGCGAACGCUUCUUGCUAUUUUUUCCGCCGCUUUCUGAGUAGCUAUAUAUAGUGCUCGGUGCGCAGCUGUACACAGUGCCGCGGAAGCUCGGCUUCGAUACGUCAUGGCGCUGUUGACGGACGGCGCGAGGAGGGCCGAGGAGGCCGCGCUGGUGCAAGGUGCGGACAGCUGCCUGCGCGAUGCGUUCGUCGCGAUAAUUCGCACAGGAACAUUUCCCAUUGGCUCGCUACUCACGCAGACGCAUGUCCGGAGAGUUAUCAGCAAAAUAAGCUUUUCAGCGCGCGAUAUCGCGUGUCGCGCCGACAGACAGUUCCCCGCAGCUCAUAAAGCCGGUGACGCGCGCGCGCGCGCGAAUCUUCCCAUUAUCCGCUGAAUUUUCAGAGCGCGCCGGCAAUCUAAUCAAAAUUGCUCCGUAGCGCGCGGGAUGUGUGACGCUCUCGUUGCGCGCAUCAGUCUCGCGGAGAACACGUCGCGUCGGCUUCAAAUGUUUUUUCCCAAUCCGAGGAACGAUCGAGAGCGAGAUCGUAACGGCGCACAAAAAUGCAAAAGGUGGGCAGGAGGCGAGACGCGCAGGGGCUUCGGCGAACUCGCUGAGCUUGCGGAAAGGGUGGCCGGUGGUGCGUGCAGAACGAGCGGUUACAGCCGCGGCGAAUGCAUUAAGACCGCCUUUUCAGCUAUACCGCCGCCGCCACACGAUAUUGAACUUUUCAGCCGAGGGAGGAUAGGCGAGAGAUGGAGCUUCCACCCUCUCUCCCGAACUUGUACCACACGCCACCUAGUUUUACCUUCAUUUUUCCGGAGCUUUCAUUGCUUUUAUUGCACCGCUAUCCGCGCUUUAUUUCUCGAGCUAGUAGCUUCGGCUCUUCGGAAAAUUCGCAACUGGUUUUUCCACGGUCAUUGUAUCGCGGGCGGGAAACCGGGUGCGUAGUCCUCUGAUGCGGAACGCCAACGGGGACAAAUAUACCCACAAAAGCGACGUGUUUAGAAUGAACUCCCAUUCAACGACGCGGCCUGUGCGCGCCGCGUAGAAAUUUCAUAUACGAUUCAUUGCCCGCAUAUACGAGUUAUUGGCUUUUAUUACUUUGAGCUAUCGAGAUUAAUAAGUAGCAUUCUUAUUUGGGGCCCCGUGCCGAGAUAUUUAUGAUUUGCUCCAGCAUCGACUCGCCCCCUUCAAGUCCAGUCGGAUAAAAUAUCGAGAAUUUUUUAAUAAGCGCCAACAGCCGGUGGGCGUUUUUCCUUUUUAUACUUCGAGCUCCUAUACCGUACUGUUACAUAAAACGUACACACAGCUGAUAACGGUUAUUAUGUCACUCUUCUUUCAAUAUUCUAUAUACGUGCUGGGAUUGUCAUCAACAAUUGAAUAGCAUCGCAUUAUUAAUGAAUGUAUUAUAAUUGCUCGGAUUUUUAUCUUUUUGUCGGAGAUCUAAGUGAUCGAAACGCAGAUAUCUGCAUACAAACUGCACGAAACGAAAAUAAUUUGAUGUAAGUGCAGGCAGUCUUAUAUUUCCAGCACUUUUCGAUAUUUAUCGCGGACAUGUUUUUUGAAAAUAGCAACAGUGUUGAUGAAUUCUCAUUUUUAUACUUUGAUUAAUAUACGAAAAGAGUUGUACAAACCCCAAUUCUUUAUGCAUAGCGAUGUUUGUUAUAACUAGAUCCGCUAACCUUGCACUUGACCUUGCGGAAACGCUCUGCUUGUGUCGAGAUUCGUUUGAGCGGAAAAACUAACUGAUACAGGCUAAGCAGAUAAAUCUCUAUGAACUUGUUGUUACGCUGUCAAUAAUUAAGCGAUCAAGUAUUCCCAGUGUUAUCAUCGACGCAAGAAAUAAAAUCUGGUUUUUCGCAUUUAUCUGUUUUGUUUUUGUUUGGGAUUUUUAAAAGUGAUUAUUUACUCAAAAAGGUGAAAUAUAACAAAAAGAGCUGACAUAUUGCAAGUCACUAUAAAUUUCAAAAAUUUGAAACAUGCAUGCGCGAUUUCCUCUUAGAGCAUAAAAAUGAUGACCAAAUUUAGUUGAACAACAUCAUCUGCACGAUUACAAAUAUCUGCAUUUCCUCUAACACUAAACACGAUAUGCGAAUUAUGUAAAAUAAUGCCUCAUAUUGACAGACAUGUGGCGAUGCGUUUCUGUUAUUAAUAUACUGAAAUACGAUAUGUAUAUUUCUCAUUGUUAAAUCAUACUAAUAUAAGCUUUUCAACAUCUUUAGCCCUAACAAAUGCAAAAUUUGAUAAUUUAAAAAAUUUAAAAGAAACGUUGCUUGUGUAAAAAGUAUACAGAUUUUUAUAUCUGUUAAGAAGCUAUCACAUUACUUGUAUAAAGAUACAAUAAUAAAUAACAAUGUUAAAUUGAACCGAUUUUUGCUUCCAACUUCUGGAAAAUAGGACACACUUUUUUGGCUCUGAAAAAUAGCAAUUUUCACUUUUUGACACAGUUGUUAGAGAAAGGAGCUGUAAAUUGUAAAUUUGACCAUAUUAUAGAAUACCGUGCAUAUAUAUUCGCGUUUUGAUUAUAAAAGUCCGAUUGACGCUCGGCCGGGCCGUCUAGGGCAAAUCAGCAUAUAAUGAUGCAUACGUGUACACAUAAAAGUAAUAAUAGCGCGGCCAUUAGAGCUUUAACUGCAUUUUCUCAGAUCGUGCACAUGUAAUUUGUGUAGUAACUUUGUCACGCGCGUAGGGUUUUUCGCCUUGUUUACAAAGAAGCGCACCUCCAGGUACAAUAGCUGCGUUCUAAAAACACCGGGAAAUCCGAGGCAAUCCUCCCCGGCGCUGUCUCUAGGGAUUUCCCAAAGUCCUGUGUACUUUAUAUGCGCGUUGCGCGUUGUCGCGAGCAUUAAACGCUCGUCUCCUUGAGUCCGGAGCUCAGUCUCGAUUCGAUCUCCGCGUCGCGUGCAUAUUACAUCCCACCGCGAGCGCUCUAAUAUUACAGAAAAACAGAGCACACCCGAGGCUGCUCUGCAGUACAUCUGCAUCCAUCAGCUAUUUUCCGCAUAUAACGAUUUACGCAAUCGAACCACUUGCUUGCUGAUUUGCAUAGCUGCUGCUGGUUGUCGCUCUUUAAUAGCUGGCUCUUACUAUACGGCCGCCUUGUGCUGCGAAGAAUUGAACUUUGAGUGUCUGCUGUUAUCGCUUGCGUUAGAGAUAAUCGCAAAAUGACGUACGGCAAGUUUGCAGGUGUCGAGAAGCCGAAGCAGGAAGCAACGUGCAUCGGACCAUUGCAGGUGAGGCGGGACGUUACGGACUUUCCGUACAUCGUAGCAUUCGGCGUCAUGCUCUUAGUCUGGCUCUCUGUCGGAAUCUAUGCUUUCUGCGUCGGCGAUUCGGUAUUUUUCCAUCACUUCAGGCAUUACACGAUACACAUGGAAUUCGUCUACAUGGCGGCGUUCUUCCACGAACACAUAAACCAGGCUAGUCACAUCGUCAUCGGCUUCGUCGCUUGGUCUGCGUUUCUACUGGCGGCAAUGGCUGUCCUGUUUCGAUACACCACCAAAAUCUUCGUUUGGGUGACAGUCGGCCUAUCGGCAAUUAUGCUGCUAACGAUUUGGGUUUUUCUAAUAUACGGUAUGGAAGUGCACGGUUUCCACGUGUUGGACGGUUUGCUACUGCUUUUCUUCAUAACCAUCGUCUAUGCGCUGCUGGUAUACUCGAUCGUCCAAGCAGGAACCAAGAUGGUCUGCAAAAUCAUCAGAGAGUCUUGCAAAGUGAUGUUCUUCUUCCCGUCUACACUCGCUCUUGCAGCGGUGCAGUUCUCAUUGCAACUUUUGAUAGCCAUAUUCUCGGGAGCGGUUUAUAUGUAUUUGACGAGCAUUCGACAAUUCGUGCUCACGGAGGCUACGGACAUCGCGAACGCCACCGAUGAAGACUUUACGAGCGAGGAACUGAACGAGACAGACACGUCAGCACAUUGGUUCUACGAGGACGAGAUUUUCUAUCGGAACUUCUCGACUCCCGCCCACGUCCCCAUGUUUCACCUGAUCAAUUACUGUGGCUUCUUCUGGUCAACCUGGUUCCUCAUGGGAGCGGGAAGGAUGGUCUUGACCGCAGCCUUCGCCACCUGGUAUCAGACGAAAGAUAAGAGCGCCAUUCCACUGAACCUGAUACCUCAAUGCUUCAUGAUGAUAAUGAGGCAUCACGCAGGAACGUUGGCUUACGCGUCAUCGCCGAUCACAAUCGUUCCAAUGUGCAUCGUGGCUUGGAAGUACGGAAGGGACAAGCUCAAGGAAAUGUACAAACGGCCAGUCUUGAUGAUCUCGUGGUUGACCGUAGCCCUGAAGUUUUCAUUCGACGCCAUGACCAUGACCGCCAUCAACGGACAUACGUUCUACAAAUCAGCCAAAGAGUCUUACAUUCUAUUCAUGAAGCAUCCUGUCUCUUAUCUGGCGAUGAACACUGUGACCGAGUACGUCAUCGUUCUCGGAACGAUACUUCAGCCCAUUCUGUCGAUGUUCUCCGUUCUCGGUUACAUAUCGAUUUUCGAUCUAUCGGAUUACAAAAGGGGCGUAGCCCCCACAGCCGUGUUGGUAGUCUCGAUGAUAGCUAUGUUCAUGUCGAUAACCUUCUUCAUGGUGUUCCGGUCGGCCGCAAACACCAUUCGCCACUGUUACCAGGAAGACGCCAAGGCCAAUCACGAGUCGGAAAUGAAUCUCUACCAGGUUCAAGUGGACGAUCUUUCGAUCGACGAUGUCGAGCAGGAUCCUUGAACUGGCUUACAAGCGAACGUUUGCAGGAGUUACUUUGCCAAGGACUUAAAUUCGUGCCAGCGUUUCCGCGGCAAAACUAAGCAAUCGGUCAAGCUCUGUUUUCUGCGCGCAAUAUCAUAGCUUUGGUGAACGCGAUGGAAUACGAAUACGAAUUAGGAUUAAAUUACUAUGCGUUAAUCAGUAAUAUUGCUCUCAUAUGAAUUCAAAGUGCACGUGUGAAUGUGGAAUCGAUGAUCAUGAUUAUUACUAAUUUUACGCUUACAGUUCCUGUUAUGUAUAUAUGUAUAGCGGCCUAAGUAACGCGAGCUCGACGAAAUUAUCUCCACUCGUCUUGUACAUACUGCGCAAUUAGUAGAACGUUUGAGUUCGGCAGAAGAAUUCGGCAACAGAAUUUACACCUGUUAAUGCUGAUGUGAUAUAAUGUUAAGAUGCGGAUAUCUGCGACAUAUAUAUAAGUAUGCUGUAACGAUGAUUCAGUACUUAUGUCCCGCGCGGAAUCGAAUGUCCCAUGCUUUUUCUGCACUUGUAUCAAGUUCUCACGCUAAUACUGCUUCUGUACAGCUUGCCGUAGCGAUAACUCUUAGUACCAAGAUGUAGUAUUGUCGAAGGAAAAUAAUAAAGUUUCGAACAUUGUAUA